Messenger RNA from Saimiri boliviensis boliviensis (Bolivian squirrel monkey), 2074 nucleotides. RefSeq names its product RNA binding motif protein 7 (gene RBM7). Gene Ontology annotation, molecular function: single-stranded RNA binding. Gene Ontology annotation, cellular component: nucleus. The record is from RefSeq and is a predicted model, not a curated record. Gene Ontology annotation, biological process: regulation of alternative mRNA splicing, via spliceosome. Lineage: Eukaryota; Metazoa; Chordata; Mammalia; Primates; Cebidae.
UCGCGCCUAGAGCGCAAACGCAACGGGCGUUUACGUCGGUGACGCAAGGGAGCGUGAGGACGAGGGGCUUCCGAGAUUGCGCAGUGAGCGCGUCGGCCUCGACCCUUUGGCCAGGUUAGGGAGGGGGCGACGUUGAUAUGGGGGCGGCGGCGGCGGAAGCAGAUCGCACGCUCUUUGUGGGCAACCUUGAAACGAAAGUCACCGAGGAGCUCCUUUUCGAGCUUUUCCACCAGGCUGGGCCAGUAAUAAAGGUGAAAAUUCCAAAAGAUAAGGAUGGUAAACCAAAGCAGUUUGCAUUUGUGAAUUUCAAACAUGAAGUAUCUGUUCCUUAUGCAAUGAAUCUACUUAAUGGAAUCAAACUUUAUGGAAGGCCUAUCAAAAUUCAAUUUAGAUCAGGAAGUAGUCAUGCAUCGCAAGAUGUCAGUUUGUCAUAUCCCCAGCAUCAUGUUGGAAAUUCAAGCCCUACCUCCACAUCUCCUAGCAGCAGGUACGAAAGAACUAUGGAUAACAUGACUUCAUCAGCACAGAUAAUUCAGAGAUCUUUCUCUUCUCCAGAAAAUUUUCAGAGACAAGCAGUGAUGAACAGUGCUAUGAGACAAAUGUCAUAUGGUGGAAAAUUUGCUUCUCCACCUCUGGAUCAAUCAGGAUUUUCACCAUCACACAGUCAUAGUUUUAACCAGUCUUCAAGCUCCCAGUGGCGCCAAGAUACCCCAUCCUCACAGCGUAAAGUCAGAAUGAAUUCUCAUCCCUACCUAGCAGAUAGACAUUAUAGCCGGGAACAGCGUUAUACUGAUCAUGGGUCUGACCAUCAUUACAGGGGAAGCAGAGAUGAUUUCUUCUAUGAAGAUAGGAAUCAUGAUGGCUGGAGCCAUGACUAUGAUAACAGAAGAGACAGUAGUAGAGAUGGAAAAUGGCGCUCAUCUCGACACUAACACGUGUUAAAAGGACAUUGUUUUUAUAGGGUCAUUUUAGGCCCUUUGACUAAAUGGAUAAGGAAAUAGUUUGUUGAAAAACUGUACAGAGCAGCUUUACAAGUUGUUACAUUUCUUUAUACAUUUUUUAAAGCUACAAUUUCAUACAAAAUGAAUUGUGGUUUUAUUACAGUAAUAACCUUUCACCUCAGGGUUUUAUGAAGAGGAAAGGGUUUUAUGCAAAAAAAAAAAAAAAAAAAAGUGCUACAAUUCCUAAUCAUUUUAGACACUUUAGGAGGGGGCAAAGUUGUAUGAUAAAGCAGAUAUUUUAAUUAUUUGUUGUCUUUUUAUAUUGCAAGAAAUUUCUUGCUAGUGAAUCAGAUUUUGGUGUACAUAAUAGAAAACAUCCAAGUUGACAGUCUAAAAUGGCUACCAGUAUUUUGUUAAUAAAUUCAAAAAUACAACUUUUCAGUGAUUCAUUUUACUAACAUUCUGUUUGAGAAGGCUAUUGGUUAAGUUUGGGGAUAAAGGCAUUGCUUAACUUCUUAGAUAAUUUAGAUAUAAAUUCUGUGACAUGCUCUUGAGCUUUACCCUAGUUGAACAUACAAGUAUAGAUCUACACAUACUGUUUCAUUCAGAAAUUUUAGUAAUUGUUCAUUAAAUCACAUUCAAGGCAUAAUAAGUCACUCAGGAAGUUGAAAUAUCUCUACAUGUAUGUUUUUACACUAAAAAUGCAGAGUUAGCAUAAAUCCCCUUUUCAGGAAGAACAAAAAUGUCAGUGCAUGGUUAGAUAAAAUGGUAAAAUGUUUUACUGAAAGCAUACUCCUUUGGAAAAAGAUUCAUGAAGCCUUUAAGUGCUGCCUCUGUUGGUCAAACAUUAAAAAUUUUAACAUUUUCAAAGUUCCCAGGUUGUGUACAAAGACACAUUUAAUGGAGAUUGUACAGGUAGCUUUUUUGUUUGAACCUUUGAGAGAAUCUAAUCUUAACAUUUUCUAAUUUUAAAAUUUUAAAAUCUUGUUUAACAAAAACUUUUAUGUAUUAAGAUACUGUUUUCCUUUACAGAAUUGUUUACAAAAGUUCAUUUGUUGAAAAAUAAGGAUCCUUUUCAAUACCACAGCAUUUGUACUGUCACUUUUUAAUAUACUAAAAAAUAUAUAAAAGGA